Molecule: messenger RNA, 1210 nt
Organism: Prunus avium (sweet cherry)
Lineage: Eukaryota; Viridiplantae; Streptophyta; Magnoliopsida; Rosales; Rosaceae
Product: WD repeat protein
Source: RefSeq, a predicted model, not a curated record
AGUGCCCUCCAAAACCCAGAAACUUGUUUGCAUUUUGAUGAGAAGAAAAUGAAGGCAGAGGCAGCAGCAGCAACCUUCAACAAUCCCAUUCGGCCCCUCCCAUCCAAUCUCAACUCAUCACCCAUUUCCCGCCAAAUCAACUUCCCUUACCAAAGGUGUCUACUUGGUCGAUAUAAUUCCGUCAAAGGCUUGCAGUUGUACAGCAAUGGGUCUCUACAGUAUACUGGUGUAGUAGUUUGUGCUGUCAAUGGAGGUGGGAGAGGGUAUGUAUCUUCGUGGGACGACAAACCAUAUGAAUAUCUUCCAACUGGGAGAAAAUCUUACUUGGAUGAGCAAGACAUUGUCACAUUUCUUGACCCUCCUAAGGACUUGAUUCCUCUGGACUCGGCUUCUUACAAUCCUGCUGCAUAUCUUUGGAAAAAAAUUGAUGAUAUUCCCCCAGAAAGGCGUCAUCGACUGCUGCGAUUGCUAGAACCUAGGCUCAUAUCAAGAGCUUGGGAGAUAGCUGGCACAAGAUAUGAGGAUCCCAACUUAGCCAAGAGAAGUGCAUCUAAAUUGUUGUCCAAUGAAGAUGGUGCAAUUUCUCUUGAAUAUUAUAAUUGCCGAACAAAUGGAGGACCAAUGCCCAUUUCUUGGAUAAACUCUUUCAAGAAGGCAAUUUUUUCUCGGAAGGACGGGGAGAUUUAUGGACGAUUUAUUGGUGGAUCAUUUGUUACUGGACUUGCAAAUUCCUUUAGUCCAUUGUACUUCGUAGUGAGACAGCUUAAGGAAGUAAUGCCAACUGAACAACCUUGUGAUCUAGCAUAUGAAUUUGGAGAUGGGCUGUUUGAUCUCCAUGAAUACCCAGAGGGUUUUCCAAAACCAGUCAAGCAUCCAUAUCCUUUCAACGAUCAAGUGGUUGUAUAUGUUCGUCAUCUGGGACCGGGUGUUUCAGUAGGGCAAGCAUGGCAAGAAGGAAAAGAAUUACAACAGGUACCACAAAAGUUAUGCAGCGAGAUUCUGAUGGUGAAAGAUUAUUCUGCUCUUAGAGAAAAUCAGUAAUCGUUCUCAUGAGGAUCAUAUUUUAGAAAAGGUGAAUGACUAUGCUGUAAUCAAUUGUAGCUGGGGAGCUCAUGUUGUAGGGUGUUUGGAAAACAAGUACAGAAGGGGUAGGGAUCAGGAGAAGAUCAAUUCCUGUUAGUGUAAGCCAACAGCAAGUGAUUCAAAUUAA